Molecule: messenger RNA, 1118 nt
Organism: Felis catus (domestic cat)
Lineage: Eukaryota; Metazoa; Chordata; Mammalia; Carnivora; Felidae
Gene: SKA1
Product: spindle and kinetochore associated complex subunit 1
Exons: 7
Coding region: 181-948 (255 amino acids)
Biological process (GO): cell division; regulation of microtubule polymerization or depolymerization; chromosome segregation
Cellular component (GO): spindle microtubule; mitotic spindle; outer kinetochore
Molecular function (GO): microtubule binding
Source: RefSeq, a predicted model, not a curated record
CGGGAACGCCGAGGUGCGCCUGCGCGGCGCCGGAUCCUGGCGGGCGCUUUGAAUUUCGCUCUCUGAGUCGCGUCUCGCGAUCUUGGGCUUCUGGCCGAGAGGAGACUCAAGGGCUCGGCGGCUCGGAAACCCGCAGCGAGUGGGCGCUUUGCUCCCGGACCCUCGCGAGAGGCUUAAAGGAUGGCCUCCUCAGACCUGGAACAGUUAUGCUCUCAUAUUAAUGAAAAAAUUGGCAAUAUUAAAAGAAUGCUGUCAUUAAGAAACUGUGGUCAGGAACCUACCUUGAAGACUACAUUAGAUAAAAUAGGAGAUGAGAUCAUUGUAGUAAAUGAACUUCUAAAUAAAUUGGAAUUGGAAAUUCAGUAUCAAGAACAAACCAACCAUUCACUCAAGGAACUCUGUGCAUCUCUCGAAGAGGAUUAUAAAGAUGUGGAACAUCUCAAAGAAAACAUUCCUCCCCAUUUGCCUCAAGUAACAGUAACCCAGAACUUUGUUAAUGUGCCAGAUGUUGACCCUGGAGAACCAGUCAAAGUUGAGGAACCUGCACCCACAAAGAAGCACCCAAAAGAACAAAGAAGUAUUAAAGAAAUGUCAUUUAUAACUUCCGAUGAGUUUAAUGGCAUUCCAGCGUACAUGAAAUCCCGCUUAACUUAUUGUCAAAUUAAUGAUGUUAUUAAAGAAAUCAACAAGGCAAUAGUUAGUAAAUACAAGAUCCUAUAUCAGCCGAAGAAGUCUAUGAGUUCUGUGGCCAGAAAUCUCUAUCACAGAUUUAUUGAUGAAGAAACAAAGGAUACCAAAGGUCAUUAUUUUAUAGUGGAAGCGGACAUAAAGGAGUUCACAACUUUGAAAGCUGACAAGCGGUUUCAUGUAAUACUGAAUAUCUUACGACACUGCCGGAGGCUCUCCGAGGUCCGAGGGGGAGGCCUUACCCGAUACGUUAUAACCUGAAGUCCUCCUGAGCUCUAGAACUGGCCAAGAGUCGGGUAUAGAGGCCACUCCUAUAGUUUCCUUAUAUGUAAUUUCUUUAUAUAUAACUCUUUGCUUUUCUUAUUUUCUUUUCUGCUUGACUAUAAAAAUGAAACUUUUUAGUAAAUAAAGCAUAUGUAUUUUAAAAUUCA